This is a messenger RNA of Peronospora matthiolae, 531 nucleotides long. NCBI's taxonomy places the organism in Eukaryota, Oomycota, Peronosporomycetes, Peronosporales, Peronosporaceae. The record is from the annotation of a GenBank genome assembly.
AUGGGCUUAACCAUGGGCAUCCAUGCUGUUAGCGUCGUGAUAGAGGCUCUCAAUAGAGAUGCCCAACAUGCUACUAUCGCCAAGUUCAUUCAAAAUGAACUUGACGCCGAAUGCGAGAAAGUAGCCGUGCUUCACCAACAAGGUUCUCAACAAUCAGAGUUGUUGAGAGAACAGGGUGCUCAACAGUUUGAACUGUUGAGACAGCAGCGGGCUGCUGCUGGCGGGUCGAUGCACUCACGUCGACCCGAGACAUUGAAGAUUGAAAUCUCCAAGUAUAGGGGAGUUGUAGAGGACUCCCUCUUGAGAUGGUUCGUCGAAUCGGAUGACGCCAUAAGGGCGCGUCGCAUCGACGACGGGGAUAUGCAAGUUGCAUUUGCCCAAUCAAAUCUGGCAGGACGUGCCAAGACUUGGGCACUGGGGCUCAAGUUGCACGACCCAUAUGCGUUUGGGUCGUUAGAAGUCUUCAAGUCGCGGCUCAGACAAACGUUGAACCGCCUAGAGCUGAGUUCAGAGCUCGAACCGAACUCUUGA